AGGCUCCUCGCCCUCAGCUUCUGCCUGUCGCCCCAAGAUGGCGGACACAAUGAACCGGUGCCGCGCCGGUUGGCCCUGAGGCAACCGUGAGGAGGACCGAUCUGCGAGACCCCAUAGUCCCGGCAGAAGAGUGUUGCACAAGCAGGAGGAGGAAGAGGAGGAGGCGGCCCGACUGUCGGCCGCUCUCCAGCCCGCCGCCGGCGCGGCGCGGCGCCCGCCCCGCCCGGGUCGGCCCCUCGGCAGCCCGCCCGUUCGCCGGGCUCCGCCCCGGCUCUGCGCCGCCGCCGCCUCCAGCAGCCGCCGCCAUGAAGCUGACCGACAGCGUGCUGCGGAGCUUCCGCGUCGCUAAGGUGUUCCGCGAGAACUCGGACAAGAUUAACUGCUUCGACUUCAGCCCCAACGGCGAGACGGUCAUCUCGAGCAGCGACGACGACUCCAUCGUGCUCUAUGACUGCCAGGAGGGCAAACCAAAGAGAACCCUGUACAGUAAGAAAUAUGGCGUGGACCUCAUCAGAUACACUCAUGCAGCAAACACAGUCGUUUACAGCUCUAACAAAAUAGACGAUACUAUCCGUUACCUGUCCUUGCAUGACAACAAAUACAUCAGAUACUUUCCUGGACAUAGCAAAAGGGUGGUGGCCUUGUCCAUGUCACCUGUGGAUGACACUUUCAUUUCUGGGUCUCUUGAUAAGACCAUUCGGCUCUGGGAUCUCCGGUCUCCUAACUGCCAGGGUCUCAUGCACUUACAGGGCAAGCCAGUUUGUUCUUUUGAUCCAGAAGGAUUAAUUUUUGCUGCAGGUGUCAAUUCUGAAAUGGUCAAACUUUAUGAUCUUCGCUCUUUUGAUAAGGGGCCAUUUGCGACGUUUAAGAUGCAGUAUGAUCGGACUUGUGAGUGGACAGGACUUAAAUUCAGCAAUGAUGGCAAACUCAUCCUCAUCUCCACCAAUGGCAGCUUCAUCCGUCUGAUCGAUGCAUUCAAGGGAGUGGUGAUGCAUACGUUUGGGGGUUAUGCCAACAGCAAAGCCGUCACACUGGAGGCCUCGUUUACUCCAGACUCGCAGUUUAUUAUGAUUGGUUCAGAGGAUGGCAAGAUCCAUGUCUGGAAUGGAGAGAGUGGUAUAAAAGUAGCUGUGUUGGAUGGCAAACACACAGGCCCCAUUACCUGUUUGCAGUUCAACCCCAAGUUCAUGACCUUUGCCAGUGCUUGUUCCAACAUGGCCUUCUGGUUGCCCACCAUUGAUGACUGACCUGCAUAGUGCUUGGCUGUUUUCUGUACAGCGAGGGUGGCCAGUAGGAAAAAACUCAGAGGGAACUAAGAUAAUAGUGAGAUUGGAUCAUUUGACUGGGCUGGAGAGCAUCCUUCCACUUGGCCUUCCCAAGGAUGUGCUGUACAUUUGCUCAAAAGAAAAAAAUUACUUUGCCAAGCUUCUUCAAAAGGACUCUUGGUGCGGCAGAUUCAAUCGGGACUCAGAUUUUCCAGCUGUCACUGCACCGAGCUCCUCCAGAGGAGUGACCAGACUCGUGACUAGGGUAUAGUGGGGCCCUCAAGACACCUUCAGUUUUGAAUGUAUUUGCUGCUGAGGAGUCGGUGAAGUUGUUAAUUCUGCACAUCCCUUCGCCCACCCCCAUAAAUGCGUGGAAGCCACAGUUCUGGUUUUGAGAUGCUAGGGCAGCUCAGUGCCCCUUGCCCUCACCCUGCAUGUCUUGUUACUGGUUCUCCCUGUGUCAUUGUGGCAUUAUCCACAACCAUCACGUUACUUAGGUGCCAAAUAUUUACAGAAAUAAGUCUCCAUAUAUCUUAGGGUCAGAAAGGGACAGAUACAGAAGGACCUUGCUUGCCAGGAAGCCUUGCAAGUUAGUCAUGUGAGGGUGGAUGAUCUGGGUGUGCCUCAGGCUCUGGGUGAGGGAGGAGGGGUAGCAGAUGAGUUCCUAGGGCUGGGAGGUUUAGCAGCAGCUUGGUGUGGUGCCCUGUCAUCAAAACAAACACACAGUCCUUCCGGGUGCCUGCCAAGUUUGGUUGUAUACAGAAGCAAGGUGGGCGUCUAUUUUUGUACAUGAGAUACAUCACGCUUUUCUGUGGGCCAGUAUUGUGGAGUGAGUCUGAGUUGUUUACACUGAUGCCUUCCCUGCCCACCACAAGUUGUGUACAUAGUCUCCAGAUGAUACCACCCCUUCCCCAGCUCCCAACCAGGAGCUGGCUCUAGGCUUGUGUUAUAUGUUAUAUUUAGCCUUUUUAUAUAUGACUUGAGAUUUCUGUUGUUUGUAUUUUAGCACAGUGUGUGUACACCUUCAUUUAAAUAUAUCGUGUGUUUGCAUACAUAUAUACAUAUAUGUAUGUAUGCAUAUAUA
Balaenoptera acutorostrata (minke whale) is the source of this 2349-nucleotide messenger RNA. RefSeq names its product WD repeat domain 82 (gene WDR82). Gene Ontology annotation, molecular function: chromatin binding; protein binding. Gene Ontology annotation, cellular component: Set1C/COMPASS complex. The transcript has 9 exons. Lineage: Eukaryota; Metazoa; Chordata; Mammalia; Artiodactyla; Balaenopteridae. The record is from RefSeq and is a predicted model, not a curated record. Bases 306 to 1247 code for a protein of 313 amino acids.